CUUUGCAGUUUUAACAUGUCGUCCGCCAUGUUUUGAGGCAUCUAAAAACGGUCCCUCAAAUCCACUCCAUCCAGCGUGAAUGAAGUGGUUUGAGAAGCAGGACCUGAAGCAAUGCUCGCCAACGGCCAAGAGAUGAACCCUGUAUCUAAUGUACGACAUGGAGCUACUCGAUCACAGGAUGACGCGAUGGUUGGAUACUUCUUCCAGCGACCACAGAGUGAUCCAGAUUUUCAAAAUUACAACAAACAAUCUCGGUGGGCAUUAGGUGACGACAGCGUACUCGAGGCCCGAGGAACGGAGGCAGCCGAACUGGAAACGGAAUUUCAAGCUCUUGCACUCGAAACUAGUCAUCACCUGGAGAUCCCAGCAUCAACCAAGAAGCUGUGGGCCUUGGAAGAAACUGGGGCCAAGCCCGAGGACAGCAAGGGGAUCUUCCUGGGGGACCAGUGGAGGGAUCCCACCUGGAGUACUGGACACACCAAUACUUCAGAGCAUGCAGUGUCACAGCCCAUAAUGGUACAGCGGCGGAGUGGGUCAUACCCAGGUAGCGACGGAGCCUCCAUGCUGUCCCCCCGCUCCUCCGAGACAUCGGGCCUGGGGGUGAAGAUGGUGGAAUACGUCCUGGGAAGCUCCCCUACCAUCAAGGAUCUGGACUCUCGCAUGGGGCGCAUGCAUAUGGGACCCAGCAAUGGUGAUCCAGACAAGGUAAAGAAAAGCAAGGAACACAAAAUGAAGGAUACAGAUGGUGGUCGUGUUGUGAUGCAGGCCAACGGGAUUAUACACAAUGGGAUCGACGAUGACAAGGGUUACAAGAAUCAUUACCACCGCAGCCCAGUCACCGGGUACGGCCGGGGAGGCAGCAGGCAGUCCUCACCCAGCGAAGACAUGGGACCCAAGGGGGAUAAGAUGGGUGGCCCCAAGGGACCCCCCAUGGGAGACGCCAUGGCCAUGGCAGGGGGACCGCAGGGAGGGUGCCCACCUGGUCUCGAGGCCCACCACUUCGAACACCACGGGGGACACGUGGACCAGCUGUCCUUCGAGUACCCUGGCAUGGCAACGUCACAUGGCCUCAUGCAGUCAAUGGAUUCUCCGGGCAUCCUAGACUAUGCUCCGCAGAUGUACCAACAACACCAGCAGCAGUCUCGGAGUCAGCACCAGGGCACGCUUCCAAUGCUCCCAGGGGGUCAGUACCAGAUAGGCCCUGCGGGUGCGGGGCAUCACCAGCAGGGAGCAGCAGGUGCCAUGGGUGUCCCGCCAGGGGCCUCCCCGUUUGCCCCACCACCUCCUUCAAAUCCCUACAUUAUGAAUCAGGACCCCUACGCCCCUCCUCCGCCAAUGGGAAUCAUGACCGGCCCAGCGAUGAUGGCAGCGCAGUACUACGGCAUGCCUCCCUGGGGGAUGUUCCCCACGCCCGCGGGACUCCUCCAGGGCCAAGGGGGACAGGGAGGUCCACCUCCACCACAGCAGAUGCUGAGAAGCAGUGGGGCGAGGCCCAUGACUCCACAAGGAGGGGAGGCCCUCUCGCAGGGCGGAGCAGGGAUGCCCACACAGGGGCUGCAGGCACCGGGCGGCCAGUAUCAGAUGCUAGCUCCCCCGUACUAUGACCAGAAUGGUUCUCUGAUGAUGGGUAACACUCGUGCAAUGAGGCUAAUGCCUCCGGUGCUAGUCAACCCCGGGGGUCCUGGUGGAAAUCCUGCCAGCCAACCAGCUUCCAUGAACGGCAACAACCUUCGCCUCUUAGGCUCCCAGGGCCCAGGAGGGGGUGGGGGGCCCCAGCAGGGCAGUCAUCAGGGCUCUGUCGGAGGGGGCUUGUUUUCGAGCGGAGGCAACGGACCUGCCACGGCAUCUAACCAUCUGUUCAGCACAGCCACCUCCGGUGGAUACAGUGGUGCUCCCUCCAGCUUCUCAGGCGGGAGCUUUGCUUCCACCACAGGACUUGGCAUGGGCUACGGGUCAUCCUCCUUGGGCCCAAUUGGGACAUCGCCAGUUGGACCCAUCGGCAUGAGUCUGGGUACAGAGUCCCCUCGACGAGAUUCCUUGGAGCGACGAGAUGCUGCCCUCUUGGGAGGAUCCGGGAGCAGCAGAGGGGGUCCCUUUGCAGGGGCCUUGGAGCCUUACUCCACAGGAGGCCUGAUGGGGGGUCCCAAGAGGGGCAGCAGUGGCUUCUACGGGCCCUUGGGUACCGUGGCUGCGGCUUCUCCUGGGCCCUUGGGGACGCUGCCGCCCUCCCUCACUCCUCCGCCGUCUCUCAAUGGGUCUUCUUCUAAUCUCAACCUGGGUUCAUUCGGGGGCCGCGUCAUGUCUGCAGCCCCUGGUGCAGAGGCCAAGUACAUGGUACGCAAUGGUCCACUAGCCAAUGUGAUUGGCUCCUCAAAUUCUCUUGUGCCCAGCAGAACAGUACAAAGAAACUCUAGCCUGGAGAAACCUCCAGGACGCAGCCGUCUGUUGGAGGACUUCCGCAACAACAGGUAUCCCAACCUGCAACUGAGGGAUCUGGCAAACCAUAUCGUGGAGUUCUCACAAGACCAGCAUGGCUCCAGGUUUAUCCAACAGAAACUGGAGCGUGCCACUCCAUCCGAAAAGCAGCUGGUGUUCUCGGAGAUCCUUAACUCUGCGUACGGCCUGAUGACGGAUGUGUUUGGCAACUACGUGAUCCAGAAGUUCUUUGAGUUUGGCAGUCCAGACCAGAAGCAGGCACUGGCGGUGAAGGUGAAGGGCCACGUGUUGCCCCUGGCCCUGCAGAUGUACGGCUGCCGCGUCAUCCAGAAGGCCCUGGAGUCGAUUCCGUCGGAGCAGCAGAAGGAGGUGGUGAAGGAACUGGACGGCCACGUUCUCAAGUGUGUCAAAGAUCAAAAUGGAAACCACGUCGUGCAGAAGUGCAUAGAGUGCGUGGAACCCUCCGCGCUGCAGUUUGUCAUCAACGCCUUUCAGGGGCAAGUGUUUGGCCUGUCGACCCACCCUUACGGAUGUCGCGUGAUCCAGCGCAUCCUGGAGCACUGCACAGGGGAGCAGACGUGUCCUGUGCUGGAGGAACUGCACCAGCACACGGAGCAACUGGUUCAGGACCAGUACGGCAAUUAUGUGGUGCAGCACGUCCUCGAACAUGGGCGCCCCGACGACAAGGCCAAGAUUGUGGCCAUCGUGCGUGGAAAGGUGCUGCAGCUCUCGCAGCACAAAUUUGCCAGCAAUGUGGUGGAGAAAUGUGUGACCCACGCCUCCCGUGCUGAGAGGGCGAUGCUCAUAGAAGAAGUCUGCUCUUUCUUAGAUGGGUCCCACAGUGCCUUAUACAUAAUGAUGAAGGACCAGUACGCCAACUACGUGGUACAGAAGAUGAUCGAGGUGGCCGAGCCCCCCCAGCGCAAGCUCCUCCUUCACAAGAUCCGUCCCCACGUCCCCUCACUCAGAAAAUACACCUACGGAAAGCACAUCCUGGCCAAGCUUGAGAAGUUCCUGCUCAAGAACAACGAGCAGCUCCUCGGAGGACCCUCGGGCAGCAACGGCAACGGGCCCGUCUCCGGCGGGGGCGUUGGGACCUCCAAUGGUGCUCUCUGAGCCUCUUGUUUCUUCGUGCUCUCGUUUUAUUUUCCGUUCCCGGAGUACAACACAGACUCCCGUCAUUUGCAAAUGAGGUGUGGCACCCGCUAGGAACGGAAGUCACGUCGGAGGUGCCGUGCGCCACUGGCUCUCUCUCUUUUCUUUUUUUUUUUUUUUUCUCGUUCUUUUUUCUGCUGGCAAAGCCUUGAGAAGUUUGAGCCCUUCGUAAAAGAGGCGGAUUGUUGUCACUGUGUAGGGCGAGGGCUUUGCUUUUCUGUUUCACGUUGACGUCCGCUUUGAACAAAAACGUGUCUGGAGUUUGCCUCUCCAGACAGCCGUUUCGAGAGCUUUGCUUCUCCUUCUCUCCCUUUCUUCCCUGGGUGUCCCAAUCUCUUUCUGUUCUCUUUCCCCUGUAUAGUGUAAGUAAGCACCAUCUCUAAUUUCUCCCUCGCAUGUUCUUUAUUAUUAUUAUUUUUUGCAUAAUUUGCUUUGCCUUCCUCAUCUAGUGCAUAGAUUGAGAUAGGAAAAAAAAUCAUGAAAAUCGUGCGCAUGCCCACAUUUCAUCGUCCUGCCUUUUUUUUUCUUCCCCUUGUACAGUAAAUAUCCUCUCAUUGGCAUCACAUUGGAACAAAGCAACGGAGGGGAAACCACAAGACGUGACUUGAAGGAAAGGGGGGCAUCCCCGCAAUUUUUUUCUCUCCUCUGUCACCCCCUCGCUUCUCACUGCUUGCGGCUGUUUUUAUAUGUACCCGUACAUAUAUACAUUUAUAUAUAUAUACAUAGCAGAGACAUAACACGCACUGGACAUAGUGGAGAGAGCCGUGUACAUUUUGUGUAAAUUAUGCGCGUGUUUGCUCUCUCCCUUCCCUCAUGCCUAUCUUCUUUUCUCUCCACACUUUAUUUUUAUUGCUACCAUCACAUGUGUGUGUAGUCAUUGUAAAAAAAAAGCGCAAGACAAGAUAUGCAGUACCGGACAAAAAGAACGAUGUAUGUAUCAUAGGAGUUUAAUGAAGGGAUGUAAAAAACAAAACAAAGAAAGACAGUGUUGGUGCUUAUCUCUUGACACUCUCUCCCUGUUUGAUACGAUCUCAGAUUUUUCUAGCUGACUUUUUUCUUUUUUUUUCCUCUCCGUCCCUAGCGGCACAGCAAUACAGAGGUGGCGCGAGCCCGCGGAUUCCCCCAGUGUGUGCAGAUAUCUCUGCGUAAGUUUGACUGACAUUCUUGAAAACGGUCCCCCCCCCCCCAAAUAGCCUCUAUUUUGCUUCCUGACAUUGCCACUGUCCUCGUUGCUUCGUCGGCCAUUGCUCGGCCGACAGCGGCUCAAACUCCCGCAGCCAGUUUCUGGUGACAGAGCAUAGGGACACGCUUUCCUGAACAAGUAGCCGACCUCUCUUGACUACUUUUUCUUUCUUUUUUUUCCCCCCCACGCUUUAUUGAUGCCAGCAUGACUUACUUCAGGUCAGUCGGUGUUGAGGAGAACCUCGGUGACUGCACCAUGCAGCACCAUCUACGAUUCUCUUCUCUUGACCGGUUGGCCUGUCCACGUUCAUAGACGCUCGUAGGUUCGAAUGAACGUGUACGGCAAAGCCGUUAAUAUUUUUUUCCCCUACUUUCGGGCACAAGGUUUGCAGCCACUUGUGUCCUGGCUUGCUUUUCUUUGUUCUUAGUUAUAUGGUUCCUUGUGUUCAACCCUAAGUAUAGUACCCUUUCCCCACUCCAUUAGGAUUUUGCACAUUGCAAAAUGUGCGCUAGCUGCCCUUGUUCCGUUCGCGUAAGGUCUUGUCCGCAUUCCCCCCUGCAGGGUUUUGUCGCUGCACGUAUGUGUACACAUUGUUUGGCAUUGUGAUGUUCCACUUUUCUGCUGAAAUGGGUGCAAAAAAAAUGACAGCUUUAGGUUUGGUUAAUUUCCUUUUUUUGUUUGCUUUGGCGGAGAGGUUUGGAGGGCUUCGCCCAGCUCCGCCCGUCGUGUGCAUUUUUUUUUCUAGAUGUGCGUGCGUGAUGUGUGUUUUAUAUGAGCAUGCAUACAUACAUAUACAUAAGUGUAUAAAUGUGUAUUUAGAAUUGCAGACACAAUGGCAUGUUCUUUUUCUUUGUGCGUGGAGGUGUGUGUGUGUGUGUAAAUUGUGCUUGCAAGCACAUUGUUUUGUGUCUGUUGGCAUAAUGUUUUGCGCUGUGUACAUUUGGCAGUCUACGAGUUAUAGGUUUUAAAAAAAAAAGACAAGUGACAGACCCUCCUAGGCUGUAGCCCUCGAAAAAAAUAUGGCUCCCCUAAACAAGUCUCCGAAGGCACACACACGCUCACCCAUGCAUUACUGUUUGCACUGUGUAUUAUAUAUAUAUAUAUAUAUACAUAGAUAAUAUUAUACAUAUAUAAAUACAGAGCAGUACCUUCCCCCUUGUCAAAAAAAAAGAAAAUCUUGUACAUCGUUCCCUCCAAAGUAUUUCUUAUACAGCGCUGUCCCCCUUCUUUUUCGUUUCCUUCUUUGUUUCGCGUAGUGAAAAUUGUACAAAUUGUAAAUGGAACACGAUUUUUACUCGACUCUGGAAAACGGAAUGGCACACGCACCUGCCCCCAGAUCUUGCUUUUCUUUUUUUUUUAUCUUUUUUUUUUCAAGGACGAAAUCUGCAAAGAUAUGCAGGGACAAUAACAACACGAUCAGGAAACUGUGUUUGAGUUUAUUUGGUUCACGGUCGGCAAGGUUGCCCUUUGUUUUGUUUCCCCCCCUCGACUCUUUCACGCUACCUUGUAAAGUUCACGAGAGUAACGAGCUUAAAUAUUGUACAAUAGAAGUCUAUUUAUAAAACAGAACCACCUGGGACCCCCUUUUGUAAAUGUGUAUAAAGUCUCGAAGAAGCUCGGAAGGGGGGAAAUGGCAUUCGCUUGCCACUGCAUUGAUUUUUUUAAAAAUUGUACUUAUUGAUUAGUUUUUGCAUCAAUCAGGUGAUUGCCUCUGUACUUUUUUUUUUUUUUUUUUAGAUUUUAAAUUUCACUUUGUGUUCACGCUCCAUGACAUCCACGGGAUUGUAGAUAUGUAAUACAUUGUUAAUUGUGUGUCAUCAGUGCACGAGCUGGAACAUUGCGCAAGUCUCAGAAGGGUAACAUGUGCUGGGCCAGCCUGUAAUCGGUCUCUAUCCCGUCUGUUCUGUGAACAGAACACUAAAAGGGCAGAGAAGACAUGGACCAACUUGGUCCUCGUAGUCUCGGAACUGAGGUCUAUAACGGCCAGGCUACCAGAUUGCCCUGAAACCUGUGCAGUGUUCUGGCACUGGUUGUAGUUUAGUUCCUGUAAAUAUGAGAGUCUUUCCUUUCAAAGUGUGCAAACAGAGGGGCAAGCAGAGUGUAAAUGUAAUUUAACGACAGAAAAAAAUUUUGAGACAAAAUAUGUAAAAAAAAAGAAAAGUAAUUGUUCUACUUACAAAUCAGGUGCAUUGUCUGUAGCUUUUUCCUUUCUUUUUUUUUUUUUUCGAUAUCUUUCUCCUUGUGUACAGUUGUGUAUAAAGUGCAAAAUGGUGCGUGCCACUACAGAAGUCAGACGGGAGUCAAAUGGGAUGUGCAGACAAAGUACAUAUUAAAAAAUGACGCUGUUCCUAGUUCACACCGGACACGUCCAUUGUAAAUGGCCAUUGCAGUCAUCUGUGUAUAGGGAAAUGGAUUUGUCACAGUCAAAGCACCACAACUCAUAAAUUCAGAACAGAGCCUUUGUUGUCAAUACAUCACCGUUUCUCUCUUCCUUUUUUUUUAAAUCUUAUAACUAGGGCAGGGGGAACGAAUAUGACGAAGCUCUAUGCUGAACCUUCUGAGGUAGCCAUCUUUGUUUUUGCAUGCACAUGGCAACCCACAUGUGCCUCGCACAUCGUCUCAGACUAGCUUGUGUCUCUGCUGUCACAAAAUGCUUUUUUCUCGAUGGCAACGUGGUUGUGUUUUUGAAGUCUGCAAAUGCCACAGUAUGCCAAGUGUGCUGAGAACUUGGCACUUUUUUUUUUUCUUUUUUGUUGCUUCCAAUUACCCAAUGGCUGUGUGUGUGUGCGGAAGGUUCGGCGUGAUGGGCUCUUGUUUCAUUUCCUUUUUUUUUUAUCUGGGCUGCCAUUGGGCCAUAAGACUUUGUUUGUUCAACUGAGGCUGGAAGGAAUGCUGUGCCUUGUCAUUUACUGCUGGAAUAGUUGUAACAUUAUUCACAAUAACAAGUGGUGACAGUUGUGGUCUGGUGGUUCCUCGAAGUUUAUCUCUUGUCAUCUGGGGCUUGUGCUGUAUAAUCCAUUUUUAGUCUGAUGUUAGCAUACUGUGUACAUUGAUGUACUAUACUGAUCUUGUAAACGUUUGUGUUUGGAUACUGUAGAGAAAUAAAUGCCUUUUGGAGUAAAGAAUAUAA
Molecule: messenger RNA, 7904 nt
Organism: Ornithodoros turicata
Lineage: Eukaryota; Metazoa; Arthropoda; Arachnida; Ixodida; Argasidae
Gene: pum
Product: pumilio homolog 2-like
Exons: 18
Coding region: 112-3552 (1146 amino acids)
Biological process (GO): post-transcriptional regulation of gene expression
Cellular component (GO): cytoplasm
Molecular function (GO): mRNA 3'-UTR binding
Source: RefSeq, a predicted model, not a curated record